UUGGAACGGGAGGGGCAUCAGAUGAGAGUGAGAGGGCAUCGACAAAGAACCCUGUGCCAAAACCUUCGACUCGAUCCUCCUUCCUUCACUGUUUCGACGGCCGCCGGUGAGAGUUGGCCGAGUUCCGGUGCUGCUAUGGUGUCUUCUUCUUGGCUGUGAUUUUUCGUUCUUCCCCCAUUCUGUGAUCGUGUGAAUCUGCUGUUGCAGAGGUUUGGGUUGCGAGUUAGUGGUUUCUUGCGUUGCCAUCGGACUUUCACUGACUCCUCUUCGCGUCGUCGGAGCUCCUUCCUUCUUCACGUCCGAUCUGCAACUUCUCCUUCUUCAUGCUUCUGGGUUCAUGAUCUGAGAAGCAUUCCAACGAAGUGUGGAAUCUGAUGAAAAAGAUCGUUGUCUAUUAAAUGCUAUCCAGAGUUAAUGCCAUGCAAUGUUAUGUUGGUUAUUUAAUGUUGCUAGAGUUCGUGGUUUCAUCCAUGGAUAUCAGCGAGGAUUCAUUUGUCAGCAAAAGUUUAGUCUGGUAAAUAUAAAGUUGAAAUGGGUAAAGGACAGGGCAUUGGAUUCUGUUGUUACUAGUCAUAGAGGUCUUAAGGCAGCAGAGACUCUUGUUUCGAUUAUUUUUUCUUUUGGAUGUCUUCCCAUUUACCAUUUAUCUCAUUAUUGUGGACAACUUGGUCUUCCCUAUGACGUGAAGCUCUCCACAUUUAUCCGGAGUUAUCCUAAUAUAUUUAUUGAAUCCUACAUUUUUGAUAGUGGAGGUUCUCGUGUCCCAUGUUUCAGCUUAAGUCCUGGAGUGUUGAAAGUCCAUCAAGAGAAAGCUAACAUCUGUCAGCAAAAUCAGUUGGAAUUUAGGGAUAGGCUCUGCAAAUUGCUUAUGCUCACGAAAGAUAGGGUCCUUCCACUGCAAACCAUUGACCAAUUACAAUGGGAUUUGGGGUUACCAUAUGAUUACCAGCAUUCUUUUGUUCCAAACCAUCCUGAAAGGUUCUCCUUUGUUCGCCUCCCUGAUGAUCGCAUUGGCUUAAAGUUGUUAUAUUGGGAUGAAUCGCUUGCUGUCUCUGAGUUACAAAAGAAUGCUUCCAUCCAACAAAAGGAAGAUGACAUAAGAAAAGGAUCAUUAGCAUUUCCAAUUAGUUUUACCAGGGGUUUUGGGUUGAGAAGGAAAUGCAUGGAAUGGUUGAAUGAGUGGCAGAAACUUCCCUAUACUUCUCCUUACUUUGAUGCCUCUCAUUUGGAUCCUCGUACAGAUGUUUGUGAGAAGAGGAUAGUUGGAGUUUUUCAUGAGCUCCUUCACCUUACGGUUCAUAAAAAAACUGAGCGUGAGAAUUUUAGCAACCUCAGGAAAUGCUUGGGAUUACCUCAGAAGUUCACUAAAGUAUUUGACCGUCAUCCAGGAAUUUUUUAUAUUUCUAAGAAAGGCAACACUCAAACAAUUAUUCUUAAGGAGGCCUACAAUGGUCCAGAACUUGCGUGGAAACAUCCCCUUGUAAUGGUUAGAGAGGAACUUGCAAUCAUGUUAAAGAAAGGGUUGCUGGAUAGGAGCAGGGGUUUUUAUAAAAAAGAUGUAAUUGCUGGAUAGGAGUAGGGGUUUAUACAAAAAAUUUAGUGGAAUAUGUAAGAAAGGAUUUCCGGUGACAAUGAAUUUAUUCAGCAUAGUAUUGAGGAUGAGGCAGAGUUUGGUAUGCUUUAUGCUGUGAUUCAGAUAUGCAUUUUUGUUUACAGUGUCUGUAUUUAGGAUCAGCUGUGUCCAAAUAAUUUAGGAAUGCUCCAUCCUGCUUAGCACAAUGUGACCUACUAGUUUAACAUCACAGGUUACUGUUGUUGGGCAUGCUGCCAGGCAUUCAGAGAUAUGUGCCAGCUCUGGUAAGAGGUGAGUCUUUCAGCAUAGACAAUGGUUGUAGUUCUCCAAUCCCCCUUCCAGCCCUUCCUUAGAUGUUCACUAGAGGAGAAUUAUGCUACCAGUAAUUGAUCUUUCUCUUUGAGAAUUACUCAAAACCCGCCUUUUGUGCUCAACCUUCUCUGUAAUUUCCAUCUCCUGAUGCAUUUUGGUAUCAUGAGUUAUAUUUGAUUUCCAUUAUCUAGCAAAGAGUACAUAUUAAAAAUUCGGAUGUAAUUUGUCAAUUUAUCCAGUGGCAGCAUGUUUCCUCUUUGAAA
This is a messenger RNA of Prosopis cineraria, 2148 nucleotides long. Its product is annotated as protein WHAT'S THIS FACTOR 9, mitochondrial. Bases 425 to 1573 code for a protein of 382 amino acids. Gene Ontology annotation, molecular function: RNA binding. Lineage: Eukaryota; Viridiplantae; Streptophyta; Magnoliopsida; Fabales; Fabaceae. The transcript is spliced from 3 exons. The record is from RefSeq and is a predicted model, not a curated record.